This is a messenger RNA of Coffea arabica (coffee), 3168 nucleotides long. NCBI's taxonomy places the organism in Eukaryota, Viridiplantae, Streptophyta, Magnoliopsida, Gentianales, Rubiaceae. The record is from RefSeq and is a predicted model, not a curated record.
AUGGAUAGGAGUUGGAUGUCUAUUAAGAACUACCUAGACCCCAAGUAUUUAGAUGGAGUUGAUGAAUUUAUUAAGUUUGCUUUUCUAGGCAAGGAUCCUAAUUGUAAACUGCCAUGUCCUUGCAAAGUAUGCAAUAAUUUUGAGGAUCAAACUAAGGAAGUCAUGGCCAAUCACUUGUGUCGAGGAAUUGUUGAUAGUUAUACUAGGUGGAUAUAUCAUGGCGAAGGGUUUGAAUCUGAUGAUGAGAAUGAUGACAUAGAAAUAAAUGACAACGAUAGUGACUUUGACAGUAUGGAGGAGCUGUUAAAUGAUGUAGGAGUUGCUAACUUUGGUGAGAGUUGGAGACAUUCACCGGAACUUGAUACGGGUGCUUGUACCGAGAAAGAAGGAGAAGCAAGUAGGUUUCUCAGAUUAUUAUCGGAGGCUGAAAAAUCUCUAUACCCGGGCUGUGAAAAGUAUUCAAAACUCUCGUUUAUUGUCCAUAUCCUCCACUUGAAAACAAUGAAUCGGUGGACUUGUAAAUCUACUGAUAUGUUGCUGAAGUUCUUGCAUCAAGUAUUUCCUACAGCUUUGAUUCCCAGUUCAUAUUACGAGGCAAAAAAUUUCAUCCGUGAGUUGGGGCUGAAGUGUGAAAAGAUCCACGCCUGUGAAAAUGAUUGCGCACUUUUUUGGAAUGAAAAUAAAGGCCUUGAUCAUUGUCCAAAUGAAAAAUGUAAAGCACCGCGGUAUAAAUCUCCAAAUUCCAAAAUACCUAGAAAGGUGUUGCGUUAUUUUCCAUUAAAACCAAGGCUGCAAAGACUGUUUGUGAACAAAGAGAUUGCUCGGGAUAUGAGGUGGCAUAAGGAGAGACGUGUAGAUAAUGAGAACAUGAUGCGACACCCUGCUGAUUCAUUAGCUUGGAAGGAUUUUGAUAGAAAUCACAAGUCCUUCGCUGAAGAUCCUAGAAAUGUGAGGCUAGGACUUGCUAGUGAUGGCUUUAAUCCCUUUGGAACCAUGAGCAAUUCAUACAGUAUAUGGCCUGUUAUCCUUGUUCCUUACAAUCUACCUCCUUGGAAAUGCUUAAAAGAUCCAUUUUUUUUCCUAUCAAUGAUUAUUCCUGGUCCCAAAGCACCUGGAAAUGACAUUGACAUAUUCUUUAGACCACUAGUUGAUGAGUUAAAAGAGUUAUUUGCCACUGGUGUGGAGACAUAUGAUGCCUUCAGGGAGGAGAAGUUCAUGUUACGUGCAGCACUUUUGUGGACAAUAAACGAUUUUCCAGCAUAUGGCUAUUUGUCGGGAUGGAGUACAAAAGGGUACAAGGCAUGUCCUGUGUGCUUAGAUGAGACGACUAGUCUAUAUCUUAAUAAUGGUCACAAAUGUUGUUACAUGGGCCAUCGCCGUUUUCUGCCUAUUGAUCAUAAAUGGCGUCGAGAAAAAAAGCAAUUUAAUGGAGAAAGAGAACAUAGACAGCCUCCUAGGACCCUAUCAGGUGAGGAAGUCCUCCAACAACUUCUUCGUAUUGAGCAAGUUGAGUUUGGCAAGGCACCUGAUUUGCUGCAACAGAAGAAAAGAAAACGCGUGCAGAACAGUUCAAAUUGGAAGAAGAUGAGCAUAUUCUUUGAACUUCCAUAUUGGAGUACCAAUAAAAUUAGACAUAAUUUGGAUAUUAUGCACAUUGUCAAGAAUGUAUGUGAAUCUUUGGUAGGUACAUUAAUGAAUAUCCCUUCGAGAACUAAGGACACAUGGCAGGCUAGGGAGGAUUUAAAAGAAAUGGGAUUAAGGGAAGAGUUGCAUCUACAACCGGGAGGUGGCGCAUCUAAAGUUAUGCCACCUGCAUGUUACACUUUAUCACGCCUAGAGAAAAAGAAUUUCUGCCAGUUUUUGAGCACUAUCAAGUUCCCGGAUGGCUUUGCUUCAAACAUUCCUCGGUGUGUGAAGACCAAGGAGUGUCAACUUUUAGGAAUGAAGAGUCAUGACUACUAUGUGUUCAUACAACGACUUCUUCCACUAGCAACUAGAGGAAUGCUGUCAAAAGAUGUAUCUCAGAUUUUAGUAGAGAUCAGCAAUUUUUUUCGAAAAAUUUGUUCUCGAACUCUCUAUCUAGAUGAGCUGGAAAUGCAGGAAAAAAAUAUUAUUUUAAUACUAUGCAAACUUGAGAAAAUUUUUCCUCCAAAUUUCUUUGAUGUAAUGGUCCAUUUACCCACUGAAUCCAAGAUUGCUGGACCAGCCCAAUACCGGUGGAUGUUUCCAUUUGAGAGGUAUUUGCAUGAUGUUCCGACCAGGUUUAAUCAAACGGAACGAAAUAUGGAGAAACACGAAGCUGCUGGAAAAUUAUCUAUAUUUUCUAGCUUGGCUCGGCCCUUUGGGGCAGCACUGAUUGGUUAUCUAAGUGAGGUUGAAUUGCAAAGAAUACACCUGUUCAUCUUGAAAAAUUGUGAAGAAGUAGAUGAUUACAUGAGGGAGCAUAGACAAAUUCUUGAAAAGCAAAAUUUAUCGAGCGUACAGCAAAGGCUAGACUCGGAGUUUCCAAAGUGGUUUGAAGAACGUGUCAUGUAUACACAUGCACGUGGAGAAUGUACUGAUGAAUUGUUGUCCUUGGCUAGAGGACCUGAUUUUCGAGUCAAUACAUUUGCUGGCUUUGAGGUUGAAUACUCAUUUACUCAAAAUCGAGUAGUUGUGUUUAAAUGUGAUUGGUGGGACUUGAGAAAUAAUUCGGGAAUCAAAGUAGACAAGCAGAGCAAUAUCACUAGCAUCAACAUGUCAAAAACAUGGUACUCAGACCAGCCUUUUAUAUUAGCAUCCCAAGCUGAACAAGUUUUCUAUCUUCAAGAUAUGAAGCUUGGAGGUAAUUGGCAUGUUGUAGAGUUAGUUAGUCCACGCUCAUCUUAUGAUGUUCCUGAGAAGCAUGAAGAUGAUUUGGUUGAUAACGAAGAGGCUUACCAAGAAGAGUAUCAUGAAGAUUUGAUUGGUGUACAAGAAAAUCUUGAGUUGGUCAGUUUGAAGAGAGGAGAUGUGCAAACUGAAGAAAGGAUAGAGGCUGGUGCUAUGUUUUUUAUAGAAUUGUCAGCUAGCCGUGCAAGGCAAUUGGAUGACAAUUUUAUUGAUAAUGAUGAGGAAAUUGAGCAACAAUUCAAUUCUGAGGAUGAAAAUGAACAAUUUGUACAAAUCGAUGACUAUGAAUCAGAUUAA